Molecule: messenger RNA, 2529 nt
Organism: Ylistrum balloti
Lineage: Eukaryota; Metazoa; Mollusca; Bivalvia; Pectinida; Pectinidae
Product: ketosamine-3-kinase-like
Exons: 9
Coding region: 130-1059 (309 amino acids)
Source: RefSeq, a predicted model, not a curated record
UUCGUUUUGUCUCUCUACCAAAGUGAUGCGAUUUGUGUUGUGAAGAUAACACGUUUUCAGUGUGUUUUAGAGUGCUGAAAGACUCAGAUCUUGACGUCUUAAAGACCAUUGAUCAGCUGUGCUGUCAACAUGUCUAAGAAUGAUAUGGAUGAAGUUGUGAGACAGGAGCUUUCCCUACCUGACCUGAAGAACUUGGGAGCUGAAGGAGGUGGCUGUAUCAAUCAGGGCCUGGUGUACAUGACAGGACAGGGCACUAAAAUUUUUGUCAAAACCAAUUCAGAUUCUGAGGCACGACUGAUGUUUGAUGGAGAGUUUGCCAGCCUGCAGGCCAUACAGGAUACAGGAAUUAUAAGAGUCCCAAAGCCGAUAAAGGUGAUGGACAAUCCAGCAGGAGGAGCAAUGUUAGCAAUGGAGUACUUGGACCUCAAACGUCUCUCUCGUCAUGCUGGCAAAUUAGGAGAAUCUCUGGCUCAACUGCAUCUUUCAAACUCUAAGGCUGAGAAAGAAGCUGAAAUGGCAGAAGGAUUUGUAGGGAAGAAAUCCCAGUAUGUGUCUGAGUUUGGAUUCGAUUUAACUACUUGUUGCGGUUUUCUCCCUCAGGACAAUACGUGGGAGAAGUCCUGGGUGACAUUUUAUGCAAGGAAAUUGGAUUUCCAGUUAAAUAAGAUAGAGAAAGAGUACAAUGAUAAGGAAGCUAGAGAACUUUGGUCCACACUACAGCUAAAACUACCAAAAUUCUUCCAAGGAUUAACUAUUAAACCAGCCUUGAUGCAUGGUGACUUAUGGGGUGGAAAUGUAGGUGAAUUGGAGAGUUGUCCAGUUGUGUUUGAUCCAGCUAGUUUUUAUGGACAUUCGGAAUUUGAACUUGCCAUCGCUCAGAUGUUUGGUGGAUUUAGUGAGCGUUUUUUCCAGUCCUAUUUCAAAUUACUGCCUAAAGAGCAAGGUUACUCCGAAAGGUUGGAACUCUACAAAUUAUUCAACUAUUUAAACCACUGGAAUCACUUUGGAACUGGCUAUAGAGGAUCAAGUAUUGCAAUUAUGAAGAAGCUCGCUCAGUGAAACGAUCGAUAAAAUGUAUUGGAUUUUAAAACUAUUACUGCGCUGUAGUCACCUACAGUAACAUAUGCUUGAUAAAUUUACCUGCGAUCUUGAUGUAGAGGAUAAUCUAUAACAAAAAGAAAAGAACUUCAAUUAAGAUCAAUCACGCGGAGGAAAACGUAAAUUAAUUAGUGUGAAUGAAAGUUAUAUUGUACAUAGAAUAUCAAUGAUACUACGAGGAAGGCCUAAUGAAGAAGGAAAGCUACUACUGAUGAGCUGAAACAGGAAAUAAUGACGUCAUUGCAUAGACAGGAUAGACGUCAUGGCAGUGUGGAUUUCUUUUAGAGUGAUUAAGAAUACAAACUGCCGUUACCUGUAUUAACGUUAAAUUUGUUCAGUGUGUCAUUUUCGAUGUUUUCCUUUAUGAAGCAAGUCUUAAACUGUCGUUUCUCUCAAAAAAUCUAUAUAUUCGUCCUAAUUUCUUCACUCACACUGAAUCACGUCUGACAUUUAGUGAAUUACAAGAAGGCUUACACGAACAUAUAACAGGCUCCCAUCUAGAAACACACUUAACACAAGCACUUAUCUCGCUGAUAAAAAUACAGUAUUUAUGUCUUAUAUAUAUACAUGCAUACCCUUUUUUCACCGCCGACCUUAUUAUGUAGGGAAUCCGUCCUAAAUAACGAAAACUGAUGAAAGAAUCUUAAACACUAUACAACAAAAUGAAAACAAAACCUUUAACGUAAGUAAAAUGUAUCAAUUGUUGUCCACGACGAAGUCACUAUCUUUCUGUUACUUUUAUGUUGCAAAAUAAAUCUACACACGGCUAGUGUUCUCAACGAAUGUCACAACAUACAUAGCAUUAUCGUUGUAUAUGAAAUGUUACAUAUAAUGUAUUCCUUUUGAGUUACUGUCGGUAUUACAUUAGACAGUGUUGUUGGGUCAUGUUAUGUUUCAAGUAUUUUAUCUUUGUUGCAGGUUGAAUUAACAUGUUAUUUUACAAUGAUUGCUGUAUCUUGGUUGAUAAUUAAUGUACAUAAUGGAGUCUCACCUGUAUUAUAUAUGUUGACUUUGCUGAAUAAUUGCAUGAUUUUGUUUCAUUUGUUGACAAUUCCGCUGCAGUUACAUCAGUAAAAAUGCAUUAAUGUGAUGUGAAUUUUCUUUUGAUAACUGUUAAUGUCAUUUUGUGCAUAGCAAUAAUAUGUGCAUCGUUUUAUAUCUGUCUUUGAAAUUUGUAUGUACGCGUAUUGAAAAUACUCUGUUAAAUGUGAUUAUCUAAUUACUUUGGUAGUAUUUUGUCACAACUUGGACAAAUCUCGGCAUAACACUAUUUCUGACCCUUUUUGCUGGUUGUUUGAUGCCGGUUAAGGUGUCACCAAGUAUUCCUGUUGCGGCAAAGUUAUCAUAUGAUAUACUAUAUUCAUACAUGUAUGUUUUUAUCAUAUCGCUGUAAUCAGAAUCAUUGUUCAUUUCAUUUUCAUGGGUUUUUUU